UAUGCACGUUAGGCUCCAGGACCGCCAUUGGAACUUCGUGGAGGGUUGGAAGUUUUCUGUGUUUUAAUAAUAAAAACCGACAUAUGUGUUUCCUCUCUAACAGUUGAUUGAACAUGUAUCGCCCCAAGCCGACUCUGAAGGACCGACAGCACCUGUAUAGGCUCAUCAUUAGCCAGCUACUCUAUGAUGGAUACACUAACAUCGCCAACAGUCUGAUCACUGAGGUCAAACCCCAGAGUGUGGUGUCGCCCUCUGAGCAGUUGAUGCAGCUAGCAAAGAUCGGGUUGGAGAAUGACGACACCGCCGUUCAGUAUGCCAUCGGACGCUCGGACACGGUGGCGCCUGGUGUUGGCAUUGAUUUGGAAUUUGAUGCCGAUGUCCAGACCAUGUCUCCAGAGGCAUCAGAGUACGAGACCUGUUAUGUUACUUCUCAUAAGGGUCCGUGCCGGGUCGCCACAUACAGUCGUGAUGGACAGCUCAUCGCCACCGGCUCCGCUGAUGCCUCCAUCAAGAUCCUGGAUACUGAGCGCAUGCUUGCAAAGAGUGCCAUGCCCAUUGAGGUGAUGAUGAAUGAGACAGCACAGCAAAACAUGGAGAAUCACCCUGUGAUCCGAACACUGUAUGACCACGUUGAUGAAGUCACCUGCCUCGCCUUCCAUCCCACUGAACAGAUUCUUGCAUCUGGCUCAAGAGAUUACACCCUUAAACUGUUUGACUACUCAAAACCGUCUGCAAAAAGAGCGUUCAAAUACAUACAGGAAGCAGAAAUGCUGCGUUCAAUUUCCUUCCACCCGUCAGGUGACUUCCUGCUGGUGGGAACACAGCACCCAACGCUCCGCCUCUACGAUGUCAACACGUUCCAAUGCUUUGUGUCCUGCAACCCGCUGGAUCAGCACACGGACACCAUCAGUGGCGUCAGCUACAACCCCACCGCCAACAGCUACGUCACCUGCAGCAAAGAUGGCAGCAUCAAACUGUGGGACGGCGUCUCCAACCGCUGUGUGACUACUUUUGAGAAGGCGCAUGACGGCGCUGAGGUCUGCUCAGCCAUCUUCUCCAAGAACUCCAAGUACAUCCUGUCCAGUGGGAAAGACUCUGUGGUCAAACUGUGGGAGAUUUCUACAGGCCGGACGCUGGUCAAGUACACAGGUGCAGGGCUGAGCGGCCGUCAGAUGCAUCGUACGCAGGGCGUUUUCAACCACACGGAGGACUACGUACUGCUGCCGGACGAGCGCACUAUCAGCCUCUGCUGCUGGGACUCGCGCACGGCGGAAAGGAAAAACCUGCUGUCUCUGGGCCACAACAACAUUGUCCGCUGCAUCGUCCACUCGCCCACCAACCCCGGCUUCAUGACCUGCAGUGAUGACUUCAGGGCCCGCUUCUGGUACCGCCGCACCACAACGGACUGAUUAUCCAAGUCUUCCCUGAACUGACUGUAUCUUUCUGGUUUCAUUUUUACUUCAGUGCAACAGGAAGCUGAAUUUUUUUAGUUCCUGUUCUAACAAAUUUUGGCAGUUGUUUCAAGAUCCUCAAAGUAAAGGGAUUUCCUGAGAUGUCCUCAUUGAACAGCAAGUCUCACCUAUAAAAAACUUGUUUCACUGCCUGGAAACCGAGUAUGUGACACAUUGAUCUCACAUUUCUGUUCAAAUUCUUCUUUAACCAUCUUUGAUAUGUUGUCUAUGUCCUUUUGUUGUAAUGCAAUUUUUAAUAAAGAGAUAAAAGGAA
This is a messenger RNA of Melanotaenia boesemani (Boeseman's rainbowfish), 1725 nucleotides long. RefSeq names its product cleavage stimulation factor, 3' pre-RNA, subunit 1 (gene cstf1). The transcript is spliced from 6 exons. Gene Ontology annotation, biological process: mRNA 3'-end processing. The record is from RefSeq and is a predicted model, not a curated record. NCBI's taxonomy places the organism in Eukaryota, Metazoa, Chordata, Actinopteri, Atheriniformes, Melanotaeniidae. The coding region runs from base 114 to 1409 and encodes 431 amino acids. Gene Ontology annotation, molecular function: RNA binding; protein binding. Gene Ontology annotation, cellular component: mRNA cleavage stimulating factor complex.